AUGAUGAGCGACGAACCCAACGACACCGCCGUGGCGACGAGCCCUGACCCCACAGAAGAGGUGGACGCGGCGGGUGCGGCGGAUGCGGAGUGUGCGGCGCCCGUGGAGGCAGUGCCCGUGGAGGCAGCACUGAACCCUGCAGAUGAGGUCGACCAGCUGAAGGCUGAGCUGGCAAGACGAGUGAAUCAACCAGCUUCGAAGUUGAGCUUCUUAGAGCCUCUUCCGCCAGAAUUGCUUCGCAAUAUUUGUGAAACCUUCGAUGAAGCUGGAACAAAGGAUGGUAAGAUGCUGCAACGACUGGAAGCCUACACCAGGUCAAUUGCUCGAAGAAAUCAUUUGACGCUGGAACCUCCAAGCCAUCCCUCGCAGGACUAUGGCAGAUACGGAUCGGCUGAGGCAAUAGAAAAGAGAGUUGAAGCCUUUGUUCACGACUUGGACAUGGACGAGAAUACUCUGGACCUCAUCCUAAGCCUGGAGCACAAGUUGCAAAUCGAGGUCAUCGAGCAGUUCGAAGUAGAGGGCACCCGAGACGGCAAUGUGCAGAAUCGAUUCUUCAGCUUUGUCCGCGGUGUUUGGCUGCGAGCUCUUGGAGUGAGCCGUGAAGUGGGCGACCUUAUAAAAGACUGUCCCGAGGAGCUGCAAGCAGAUAUCAUCAAAAACUUCGACCCCAAGGGAACCAAGGAUGGCAAUUUGUCGGCCCGACUUCAAAGCUUCGCCACCCUGCUCUGGCGCAAUUCAAAGACCGGCCGGGCCUACAAGAAGCAAGCGGACUGGAACCUGGAUGUCUUCGUGAAACACUGGGGGUUGGAGCCAUGGGCUCUGAAGGUGCUACGGGCACUGCCUCCCGAGGUGCAAGAGGAGGUGCUAAAUGGCUUCGACGUGAGCAGCACGCGGGACGGUUAUAUCGCGGGCCGUUUCUUGGGCUACGUGCGGAGCAAGUGGGCGAGGCACCUGGAACUCGACGAACAAUGUUGCUAUGCGAUCAAGCGCCUGCCUCAAGAGGGCCAAGUGAUGUGCAUCACUCAAUUUGAUCCAAGAUCAACCAGAGAUGGAAACGUGUCGGCCCGUAUGAGGGGUUUCCUCUGGAAGGUUGAUGCGCAACUGAACGACGCAGCUUACCCAGAAGAGUACAGUGGAUGGAGAGGUCGUGGCUUUCAGGACCAUGGCUCGCGACAGUCAUAUGACAGCUGGGGCCCUGCUCGGCAUGAGAAAUCCUACAGCUACGAGAGCUUUGGUGGCUACCAAAAGUCCGAUUCUCGAGAUUCAGGAAUGAGGGACGCUAUCCUCAAGUUUGUGGCUCGCUGGGACUUGGACCUUGCUGUAGGUGCGUACUUGGAGAAGUUGAAGGAUCCGGAUGUUGUGGCGCGGGUUCUGGAAGAGUUUGAUCCCAGUGGAACACAGGAUGGCAAUGUGCUGUUCCGUUUGAAAUCCUUCGUGCGACUGCUGUGUUCGCGGCGCAAGCGUGGCGAGCUGCACUUGGAUGAAGAGUACCAGGAGUACCAGGAACCUCAAGCGCCGAGUCGAUUGAGGAAAGAGAAGUGGCAGAAGAAACCUCACACCUGA
Messenger RNA from Cladocopium goreaui, 1563 nucleotides. Lineage: Eukaryota; Dinophyceae; Suessiales; Symbiodiniaceae. The record is from the annotation of a GenBank genome assembly.